AGUUGUUAAUAAAUGUGACAUAAACACUUCAGAGGUUACGUUGGUUAUAUUUACAAUUUGUAAACGUCAAGAAAAUGUUACGUUCUUCACUUCAAUUGAUAGAAUUGUGAAUAAUAUCUUUCAAGUUGUUCUAAUUUUCUGUAAAAAUUAAUCAUCCCUAUUAAGAACCAGGUUGUACUGUUAAAAAUGAGCGAUAAACAGUCUGUAGGGGGGAAUCAGUCCCAAGCUCAACCACUAGUGAAGAUAGGGCACUAUAUUUUGGGUCCUACAUUGGGUGUUGGAACAUUCGGCAAGGUAAAAAUAGGAGAACAUCAGCUCACAAAACACAAAGUUGCAAUUAAGAUCCUAAACCGACAAAAAAUUAAAAGCCUUGAUGUGGUGGGUAAGAUUCGUAGAGAAAUCCAAAACCUUAAGCUUUUCAGACAUCCUCAUAUAAUUAAAUUAUAUCAAGUAAUUAGCACUCCAACCGAUAUUUUCAUGAUUAUGGAGUAUGUAUCAGGAGGUGAAUUAUUUGACUAUAUUGUGAAACAUGGUAAACUUCAAGAACAUGAAGCAAGAAGAUUUUUUCAGCAAAUUAUAUCUGGAGUGGAUUAUUGCCAUAGACACAUGAUUGUUCACAGAGAUUUAAAACCAGAAAAUCUUCUGUUGGAUCAUAAUAUGCAUGUGAAAAUUGCAGACUUUGGCUUAUCAAAUAUGAUGAUGGAUGGAGAAUUCUUAAGAACCAGUUGUGGUUCUCCUAAUUAUGCAGCUCCUGAAGUUAUUUCUGGAAAAUUGUAUGCAGGACCUGAAGUUGAUAUUUGGUCUUGUGGAGUAAUUCUGUAUGCACUCUUAUGUGGUACAUUACCUUUUGAUGAUGAGCAUGUACCAACAUUGUUCCGAAAAAUAAAGUCAGGGAUAUUUCCCAUACCAGAAUAUCUGAAUAAGUCUGUGGUUACUUUACUAUGCCACAUGUUGCAAACAGAUCCUAUGAAAAGAGCAACUAUUGAGGAUAUUAAGAAACAUGAGUGGUUCCAGAAAGAUUGUCCUGCAUACCUUUUCCCAUCACCUGUUGAUCAGGAUGCAAGUGUGAUAGAUACAGAUGCUGUUUAUGAGGUUUGUGACAAAUUUGGAGUAAAAGAAACAGAAGUUCAUAAUGCUCUUCUGAGUGGUGAUCCACAUGAUCAAUUGGCCAUUGCUUAUCAUUUGAUUAUUGAUAACAAGCGUAUUGCUGAUGAAGCAGCAAAGGCAGAAAUAAAAGAUUUCUUUGUGGCUGGAAGUCCACCACCUGUAAGUAUUACACCCACCCCUGUUCCAGUACCUCAGUCAGAUUCUGCAAGUCCACUGAAACCUCAUCCAGAACGAAUUGCCCCUUUGAGAGAUAGGGUUUUAGCUUCAACCCAAUCAGAGAGAGGAAGAGGAACCCCCAUAAAACGCGCCAAAUGGCAUUUGGGAAUUCGUUCACAAAGUAAACCACAUGAUAUUAUGAUGGAGGUUUACAGAGCAAUGAAGGCUCUCGAUUUUGAAUGGAAAGUUAUAAACCCAUACCAUGUUAAGGUCAGACAAAAGAAUGCCUUGCAUGAUAGAUACAUAAAGAUGUCCCUACAGCUUUAUCAGGUGGAUUUUAAAAGUUAUUUAUUAGACUUCAAAAGUCUUAGCAGUGAAGAGAAUGAAUCAAACAAUGCAUCGAUGGACGUUCCUACACCAAUACAGCAGUCUAUUGAUGACCUUUCCCAAAAAUCCAAUAAAAACAGGGGACACCAUACAAUGGAGUUUUUCGAAAUGUGCGCCGCUUUGAUAAUACAAUUAGCCCGAUAA
Molecule: messenger RNA, 1794 nt
Organism: Agrilus planipennis (emerald ash borer)
Lineage: Eukaryota; Metazoa; Arthropoda; Insecta; Coleoptera; Buprestidae
Gene: AMPKalpha
Product: 5'-AMP-activated protein kinase catalytic subunit alpha-2
Exons: 4
Coding region: 187-1794 (535 amino acids)
Biological process (GO): intracellular signal transduction; protein phosphorylation
Cellular component (GO): cytoplasm
Molecular function (GO): protein serine/threonine kinase activity; ATP binding
Source: RefSeq, a predicted model, not a curated record